GCGGCGGGAAGCGCCGCCCCCGGAAGCGGGAGCUGGGCCCGGCGGGUCUCGGCGGAGCCCCGCAGCCAUGCCCGCCUUCAGGCAGGUGGGCGAGAAGCAGCUGCCGCAGGAGGUCGUGUUCAUGUCCUGGUCCCCCAAAAGGGACCUCAUCGCCCUGGCCAACCGAGCGGGGGAGGUUUUACUUCAUCGGCUUGCAAACUUUCAACGUGUUUGGAGUUUGCCUCCAAAUGAAAAUACAGGAAAAGAAGUGACUGCUCUUGCUUGGAGACCAGAUGGCAAAAUUUUGGCUUUUGGCCUUGCUGAUACCAAGAGGAUUAUUCUGUGUGAUGUAGAAAAGCCUGAAAGCUUGCACUCCUUCUCUGUGGAGUUAUCUAUUACAUACAUGCAUUGGAUGGAAGUAACUGAGGAAAGCAGUGUUCUCACUUCCUUUUACAAUGCUGAAGAUGAAUCAAACCUCCUUUUGCCUAAAUUACCAGCACUACCAAAAAAUUACAGUACCACUGCAAAAAUUUUCAGUGAAGAAAAGUCAGAUGAGAUUAUGAAGCUUCUGGGUGAUGUCAGACUUAAUACUCUCGUCCUUGGUGGCAGCUCAGGAUUUAUUGAGAUAUAUGCUUAUGGAAUGUUCAAGAUUGCUACAGUAAAUGGGGUGGCAGGUUCUUGUCGUGGACUAUGUUUGUCUAGUGAUUUGAAAUCACUGUCAGUUAUUACAGAGAUAGAAAGCUCUUCAGACAGCGAAGCAGAGAUAAUGUAUUUUCAGUUGGACACUAGUUUGUUAUCAAGUUACUUACCUGAGGUAACUCGAAUGGCCCGGAAGUUUACUCACAUUUCAACUCUGUUACAGUAUAUAAAGCUGUCAUUGACAUGCAUGUGUGAAGCAUGGGAAGAAAUACUGAUGCAGAUGGACUCACGACUAACAAAGUUUGUACAGGAAAAGAAUACAACCACUUCUGUUCAGGAUGAGUUUAUGCAGCUGUUGUUAUGGGGCAAAGCAAGUCUGGAACUUCAGGCAUUACUAAUGAACCAACUGACAGUAAAGGGUUUAAAAAAACUUGGCCAGUCCAUAGAGUCUUCUUAUUCCAGUAUACAAAAGUUGGUUAUAAGUCAUUUGCAGAGUGGCUCUGAGGCACUUUUAUACCACUUGAGUGAAUUGAAAGGGAUGGCUUUAUGGAAACAAAAAUAUGAGUCUCUGGGAUUAGAUGCAUCUGGAAUUGACGAGGCUAUUACUGCUGUUGGUUCUUUCAUCCUGAAGGCAAAUGAGCUGCUUCAAGUGAUUGACAGUAGUAUGAAAAACUUCAAGGCAUUUUUUCGAUGGCUCUAUGUUGCCAUGUUGAGGAUGUCAGAAGAUCAUGUGCUUCCAGAGCUGAACAAGAUGACUCAAAAAGAUAUCACAUUUGUUGCCGAUUUUCUUACUGAGCACUUCAAUGAGGCACCAGAACUUUACAAUCGUAAAGGAAAAUACUUCAAUGUGGAGAGAGUUGGCCAGUACUUGAAAGAUGAAGAUGAUGAACUUGUAUCACCACCUAAUACAGAGGGAAACCAGUGGUUUAACUUUCUUAAAGAUAGUACUCAUCUUAAAGAAAGCCCACUUCUGUUUCCCUACUAUCCUGAGAAAUCACUGCAUUUUGUCAAAAGGCAAAUGGAAGGGGUCAUUGAUCAGUGUAUACAAAAACCAGCAGAUGUAAUUGGAAAGUCAGUGCAUCAAGCAGUCUGCAUAUCUCUCUACAAAGUUUCUCAAAGUGAAGAUUCCACACCUCAGUUAUUUAAAUUACCAUUUCUGUGGAAUGACAAAACAUCUAAUUUACAUUAUGUUCUCUUCACCAUGUUAGAAAAUUCUAUUUCUAAAAUACACAUUUUGAGGAGACAUACUGAUACUUCCAGGUCUGUCAGUAAUGGGAUUCUUGCAGUAGAGUUUGGAAACUUCUUGAACAAUAGUAUAAAUGAGAGCUCAGACUCCAGAUGCUACAGUUGUUUGGAUGCUCACUUCUACGAUGACGAAACUGUAACUGUAGUUCUGAAAGAGAGUGUGCAACAAGAGGGGAAGGAGAGAGUCUUGGCUCAGCUGCCUUUAUCUUCAGUAUACACGGAUGAGGACCAAGAUAGGAAAUUCAUUUGGGAUUCUGUGGAAAGGCUGGAUGAGCGAAGCAGUGAGAUACCCACACGUACUGUCUUCUUGGAGAGUCAGUGGAGAGUGCUGGAGAACAUGAAAGCUCAGUAUGUUUCUGUAAAUGGCAUUAGAAAAGUUUCUUGUGUGCUAAGUUCAAACCUCCGCCACAUCAGGGUGUUUGAGAUGGAUGUAGAGGAUGAUGGGGAAGUUGAGGAAGAAGAGGAAGAAGAAACAACUCAGAUUGCAGCUGGGGAACCUGAUGAGCCAAAUCAGCCUGCGGAUGGCCAGGACAAUGUGUGUGAUGCAUCUGCUGAAGAACUACCUGAUGAAACUGAAGAACGCGAGACAAGUCUGGAUCCUUGAAAUAGGCUUUGGUAAUAGUAAAGGGACAGGACCGAACUGUAAAUAAUGUUUUUAAUGGCACAAAGAAAUUGUGUACUGAAGAAUGAACAGAAAAUACUAAAAGCAAGUUCAAACUCAUCCAGGCUGCUACAGUAAGCAGGGAUGUUAUCAGUACUGUCCCUGGGACUGGGAGUGAUGUGCAGUGAUACAUUUGAAAGGUCAUCUAACUAGUUAGAAAGUAAUCUGACUUCAGGCUGCUGAGGUGAUGGAUCCCAUACCUCCUCAAGCAGCUGAAUCAAGCUGGAAUUCUGUGUUGCUUCUCAGCUAAGAUUGUGUUCUAGAAUACCUUUAUUGACUCUUUUCUGUCUGGCACACAGUUUGAUACCAGCUAAAGCUUUGAAAGCUUUUCUAUUUGCCAUUGUUAAUAGGUGAAGAGAAAAAGAAAUACCAGCUGAAGUUUUUGUAGCUAGUCUGUUCAGUCCUGAAUACUGUUAUAAAGAUAAAAUAAAGUUGUAUAUAAAACCAACAAAACUUGAGGCCUAAUUCUUUGCUUCUCAGACUUUGUGUUCUAGUAAUGGGUAUGAAAGUUUCCUGUAGAACCAAAACAUAAGAUUGCAAAUCAGUGUAGGGCUAGUGACACAACAAAAUUUAGCAACUGUUAAUGAAAUGCAUAAUUUUAAAAGCUCUUUGGAUAACAUCUGUCCUUGGUAACAUAGCAUUUCAAUCUAUGCAGUUCUUUAGUCCUCAGUGCAAUGUGUGUGUGCAGUGCAUGAUUUGUCAAAUGUUUCCAUGUCUCAGCCUGCCUAAUUUCUGUGAAUUUAUUCCUGGAUGCCUGUCUUCUCAGUCUGGAAUUUUUUGUAAUGAAAAAUUUCAACAGUGUAUUUUUAAAUUAUGAUUUAGCAUUGGAGGUUGUGCAUAGUCCUCAGCAUAAUUAUGUUACUUGCAAUUUAUAUAUUACUGUAGGCAUGAUGUAGUGCUAAGCAGUAGAAACUAGAACCAACAUUUAGAAAUCUAAAAUGUUUUCUUCUUCCCUACUAGCUGUCAUUCUUAACUGACUUAAAACUCAGCUCUUUGAA
Messenger RNA from Vidua chalybeata, 3522 nucleotides. It is a transcript of the gene ANAPC4, whose product is annotated as anaphase promoting complex subunit 4. Gene Ontology annotation, biological process: positive regulation of mitotic metaphase/anaphase transition; anaphase-promoting complex-dependent catabolic process; protein K11-linked ubiquitination. The transcript is spliced from 28 exons. Lineage: Eukaryota; Metazoa; Chordata; Aves; Passeriformes; Viduidae. The record is from RefSeq and is a predicted model, not a curated record. Gene Ontology annotation, molecular function: protein binding. The coding region runs from base 68 to 2467 and encodes 799 amino acids. Gene Ontology annotation, cellular component: anaphase-promoting complex; nuclear periphery.